AUGGAUGGGUCCAGACUGCGACAGUCUUGGUACAACGCCUUAAAUGGCGCUGAAACCCACUUCCGCCAACUUCUAACCUCCUCCUCAUCUGCUGAAUGGAAGAGACUCUCUGGCUCAAGCGACCCUUCGGCGGGAAGGAAAGGAAAGGGUCGGAUGAGCGGACUUCCAGAGUUAGCAGAUGUGGUUGUCCACCGUAAUUCGACGAAACUUGGAGGCGACGUGUACAGACUUGUCUUGGAUGUCCCAACUGGCGACGACACAGUGUCGCUCGAACCAUGGAAAGCAGUUCUCACGACGCCAGAGAUGAGGCAGGAAUGGGAUCCAGCAGUUGAAGAUGCCCACCUGGUCGAAAUAUUCGACCAUAACACGCGCAUCUGUAAGACCAACUUCACCUUGGGCUGGCCUGCAAAUCCUCGAGAUGCAGUCACCAUCUCGCGUUCCUUUCAUGACGCUUCGACCUUCAUUGACAUUUCAACCUCUCUACCUCGUUCUGCCGACGAACCAGCAUACCUUAGGCCAUCUCCACCAUAUGUUAGAUCCCACGUAACUUUGUUUGCGUGGUGCAUUCAAUAUUUGAGUCCUCCUCCUCCACCUAGUGGAGAACUACCACCAAAGAAGCGAAAUAAUACUGGAGGACGACUUCGAGUAACGUGUUUCUCUCAACACGACCUUCGCGCCGCUUGGAGCAUUGGCACUUCUUCAGGAGUUUUGCAGCAACUAUCCACUAUGGCUCUUGGUCUGUUUCAAACGGUCAUGAAACGAGGCCUUCGGAUACCCAAGAUCACUGGCUAUGGAAAUGGAGUGGCGAUAGACCGGGUCCGCUUCCAGGUUGACCGCGAAGCACUCACAAUUGACUACGCCAUAAUACCAGAAGAGGACGAACAUGGACCAACAUCACAAGGAAUAGAUGAAUUGCAUGCCUUGCGAGAAGGCAGGCGGCUACGACGAUCUAUUGAGUGUGUUUUACCUGCAACUCAAGGCUGGGAUGUGCAAGUGUCGACCAAGGCAUCCUCUGAUGAAGUCCAACAACUCCCCUGGUCUGUGCGCGCAAUACGCAGCAGCUCAUUACCUUCAUCCACCGACGAUUCAAUAUCACUCGAUCAGAUUGUCGUACGCCUUACACACGCACCGUUAAUAGACGAACACUCUAUUCUCAAAGUCAGAGUUGUCGUCGAAAUAUCAGGCCCCAUGGCAGGUUUGCGCCUCAAUGGCCUACCUCAGACCAUACAAGAUGUCGAGGAACGUGACCCGUCCUUAUAUUUCAUCUCGCAGCAGAUUCUUCAAGACGUUUCGAGUACUGCUGAUCUUAGCUUCAACGCAAGCUCCUCGUUACAUUCUGGGAGCAGCAUCAGAUCGACUUCCUCUGCUCCCUCAAUACCUCGGCCUCCAACAGAGAGGUCCGCGGCAGCGGAAAAAUCUAUUCUAUCACGGGUGAAGAGGAAUUACAUCUAUUUCUCCUCGCUUCUUCAAGAACCUGAGGCAAAAUGGAGGCGAACUACGGAAGCGAAAGGGGUAUCUGUUUCUCAGCUUGACUCCAUCGACCCAACUCUGGUUGUCUAUCGGGCAGAAGCUACAUUCGUCGGAGUCGGUUUAUGGGAUCUCUACGGCGCCAUAGUCUCUCCCGGGGCAAAAGUAUAUUGGGACAAGCAACACGAAGACGCUGUUCUUUUGGAAGAUGUCAAUGAUCUGACUGAACUGUGGCAUAUGAAAACUAAGCCUGCGUGGCCCGUCAAUGGACGAGACUCUGUUGUCUUAAGAACCGUUUACAAAUCACCAACGACUAUCCACGUAUUCGCGUUUUCUGCCGACGAUCCUCAUCUUUUCCCAAACAUCCCUCCAGCGGACCCCACAGUAAUUCGAACGCAAAUCGAUCUUCAAGGAUGGGCCAUUGAGACCCUUUCACCGACUACUACAUUGCUGACGCUGUUGGAGCAAUCUGAUCCCAAGGGCUGGACCAAUAAGACCUCUAUUCCGAACCUGAUGAUCAGUACUCUAGCAGGCAUUGGCGAGUUCGCUAUUAAAUGUGGUGGUCCGCCAUUCAUCACGCGGCUGGCUGGUGCGAAGGCCAAUGAGAUACGGUACGAUCACGAAAAGAGCAGCUUCAAAAUUGAGUACGAAUCGGCCACAACUCGACAACCCUCCACUUCAAGCUCAGAGUCAUCUACCAACUUGAUAGGGGCUUCAGGACUGCCCGUUAUCGAAUGCGAGUUACGAUGUGACAUGGACACAUGGGCUCCUUCGCUCGAUAUCGUCGUCGAUCCGCCACCACAGUCUAUUUCGUGCCUACGCCGUCAUCGACUUUCAACAGAAGGCGGUGGAUUGUGGUUAACCUUGACUCACGAUGCUGUUUUUGUGGAUGAUGAAAGGCUAUUAGUCCUUGUCCGACGAGCACCAGGCAAGGAAAAAGGUCUUGUCAUGGUCAAUGGCUCCAAAGUUGCCGUGGAUGUCGAAGAACUGCCUGACAGUGAGAUCAAGUCUCUGACGAAGAGGAAACGAGUCAAACCAACACGAAUACCUCUUGAUCAACCCCCCGUUGUCGGUGUCAUCCGAAGGCGGCGAGCCGAGUGGGAGGCCAAUUCUGGAGAAAGUGGGGGUGAUUCCGCCACUGUGAGUGGGUGGGCGACUGCCCCACGACUAUCAAGCCCUCUCACCCGGUUCUUUACCUAUGCCGUUGAUCAAGCCUCUGCAACAACCCAACAAGCUGUCGCUGCAAUCACACCGGCGAGUAGCACAAGCGAAGAGGCGAUUCCUUCCUCGUCUAAACUGCCGAUGCAAUACGCGCUUGAAGCUCUGGCUUGGACUCAACGAGCACAUUCCCACGGGUCGUCAGAUGGUUGGACAUCCUUGAACGAUAAAACAAUGGCCAUUCGACGAAAGCUCUAUCCAGAAAUUUCACCCGUCAUCCAUGUGCACAAGGGUGAAAAGAUCAUUCAAGGAGUGUCCGCCGAGGAGCUUGUCGCUAUCGUGACCGAAUAUAACUGCCGCAAAAAGUGGGACGAGCGAUUCGACUCCGCAACCAUCCUUGAGUCAUAUGGGGCUCAGUGUCAAACUGCAUUCGUUGUGGCAAAGGCGGGCUUUCCGUUUCGUGACCGCGGGUUCUACUUGUCCUCAGUGCUCGCUCGAGCGCAUUUACCGUCUUCUAGAAGACCAAAUGGCGAGGUAGCAGAACAAUCGAAUGGUGGUCGAAACGCUAUUUUCUAUGUCUCUGCUUCUUUUAGCCCAGAGUCCGCCGCUUCUUUCUCGUGUAGCAAGUACAAUCCAUCAGCACUACCCAUUGGCCGCGUUUUUGUUGACGCGUGGAUAUUGGAAACCCUUGAUCCAUAUACCAAGGAGAACUACGCCAUUCCUUCAACCAAGUGCACAUACAUGAUCGCCAUGGACUAUGCUGGGUCAAUUCCUGCUGCCUUCAACUCGAUGAUUAACGCUGCCGCCCCCAGAGCUGUUGUCGCUCUUGAGACGUAUUUCAAGAGCAUCUCAUCUCUCCCUAUCACACGUCUUCCCCCAGCUGGUCUCGUGAUCUCUGACAAAGAUGUUCAUGAACCGUUUGCAGUCACAUCCUAUAAAGUCCGCCGACGAGAUGAGCAGCGGUUAUUGGUACACACAAAAUACCUGCCAGAAGACCGCGUAUAUCGAAGCACGAUUUUACUAAACUUCCCGCCACCGACUGUGAUUGCGUCUCCUUCGCUUCGCAGCUCAGAUCAAACUCCCCGACCCAGUCGAUUAACACUCAGUCCAGGGCGACCGGAGGGACUUCCUUCGUCUUCAAACGACAACUCCAUGUCAUCGAAUCAUGUUAGUGGGCUUCCUUCGUCUCCAAGUAAUAAUGCAGGAUUGCAACUUCCAUCUCGGUCACGUGCUGCAUCAGCUUCUAGUGGUUCAGUUCAAUCAGCGAGAGGGGAUGCUGGACGACAACGUACGGAGUCGUCGAGCAGUGCGAUACGUCAGCGAACUGAUUCAGCAACUUCUGCCUCCGCCGCGAUUCGUGAACUACGCGGCCGGACAUCAUCAGCUUUCACCGUGAAAGGCGAAGUGCGACCUCCAACAGAUUUGCUUGUCGCAGAGCUUGUUAUAGACUCGAAACUAUAUCCCCAAGGAUAUAAUAUAGCCCUCCAGAGUCGACUGCGAGCUGAUGUCGCGGUUGGUCCUAGAACACAGUACAUUCCGCUUUGCAGUGAAGGCGGGAGUGUCGAUGUUUUACCACUUGCAACAACCAUUCACACAAUGCCCUCAUCGCCAAUGCAUUCGUCUGGACUAACUGCGGAUAAACCUACACGACAUCUAGUGAGGCUGUCUUUACCAACAGCCCAGUUCCAAGUUUCCACCGUUCGCGAUCCAUUAACUGAUGAAUUGCGGACUGCGCCACCAAAACCGCCCUGGCUAUUGGCUCUCGAGGAGGGUGGCGCUGUUGUCGAGAUUAAGGUUGCGCCAGGUCAAAGCAAUGGUGUUGUUUUGGUUGACGACAGAGAACUCACUGUUGUGAACGAAAAGGAAGCGCUAACGACCUUGGGUCGCGAUGAGCUCCUCGAUGACCGAAUAUCGAAGAUGGGUGUGCUUUUACGAACUAUGAAUGAGGCUGAAAUACUCUCAGAACAGCUUAGAUCACCAGUUGCGGUGGCGGAUGGGCUUCUGGAAGUCAAGAAUCUGCCGACAGUGACGGGCGACAAAGAGAAUUCGAAGGAAGACAGCAAUAUCGCCGAGGAUGGUCAAGACCUUGCUGGCACGCCACUGCCCGAUGCUCCGAAUAAUUCGCCAGUUGUUCAACCAGUGACCCCAAGUGGAAUUCUUGGGUUCAUGGCACGGUUUGCAUCACAAGGACCAAAUUCAGUCACUGUGACAGGGAGUGGGAAUAUUAGUAGUGGACCGAACACCUCACGGAAACUGCCUGGUGGUUUGGGAGAUAUUGACGCGCCUCAUGAAGCAGGGACGACGGGAGGCAUGUACCCAUUGUCAACACUGUUGGUGGUUGCAGUCAUCGCGUUUCUGAUUGGCUCGUUGUUCCGCUCACUGCUCAGUCCUGCUGACUUCGUUUAUGUCGGUGGGGAGGCAGAGGGCAAGGAUGGAUGGAGAGAAAUUCGACGACUGGUAGAAAUUAAGCAUAUAGCCUGGGGUUACGAUGUGCAUAUAGCGCUUGUGAGAAGGCAUUAG
Mycena indigotica is the source of this 5145-nucleotide messenger RNA. RefSeq lists its product as uncharacterized. Lineage: Eukaryota; Fungi; Basidiomycota; Agaricomycetes; Agaricales; Mycenaceae. Gene Ontology annotation, molecular function: lipid binding. The coding region runs from base 1 to 5145 and encodes 1714 amino acids. The record is from RefSeq and is a predicted model, not a curated record. The transcript has 8 exons.